AUGCCAGCCCCGGGCGAGUGUUCUCGUGCGCCACUUGCCUCUCCCCCGGCAGUUCCACCUGGAACAGGCAUCGCCGCUGCUGAUCAUGUGCUGCAUAGGUAUCGGGAUAUAGUUAAAAGUCAGGAGGAUAAACGUGUAUACAGGGGUCUGCAGUUGGCGAAUCGUAUGAAAGUAUUAUUAGUGAGCGAUCCCACUACAGACAAAUCUGCGGCUGCUAUAGACGUAAAUGUUGGUUACUUAAGUGACCCAGAUGAACUACCCGGGCUGGCUCACUUUUGUGAGCACAUGCUGUUCCUAGGGACGGAAAAGUAUCCACAGGAAAACGAAUACAGUAAAUUUCUAUCGGAGCAUGGCGGCUCAUCAAACGCAAGUACAUCGGCGGAUCACACAACAUUUUACUUUGAUGUGCUGCCCCCUCAUCUAUCUGCAGCGCUCGAUAUUUUCGCACAGUUCUUCGUAUCUCCCUUGUUCACCGAGUCAGCUACUGGAAGGGAGCUAAGUGCAGUUGAUUCUGAACACGAUAAGAAUAGAUCAUCAGACUCUUGGAGACUGGACCAGCUCAAUAAGAGUACAGCGGACCCAAAUCAUCCAUACCACAAGUUUGGAACCGGUAACAAAGACACCCUCGAAACGAUACCCAAACAAAAGGGCAUCGACGUACGCGCAGAAUUGUUGAAAUUCCACAAGCAGUGGUAUUCUGCUAAUAUAAUGGCGCUAGUUGUCGUUGGAAAAGAAUCUCUAGAUGAAUUGGAGGAGUUAAUAGUCAAGUUGUUCUCCGGCGUAGUUGACCGGGAUGUGACGCCGCCAUAUUGGGAAGACCACCCUUACCCCUCUGACAGGCUCCGGAAGCGGGCGUACUGCGAGCCAGUGAAGGACCUUCGAAACUUGUCCAUAGACUUUCCUAUCCCGGACAACAGGAAACACUAUAAGAGCGGGCCAGGCAACUAUCUUUCACACCUGCUGGGACACGAAGGACCCGGAAGUCUGCUGGCGGCGCUGAAGAAGCGAGGAUGGUGCAACAGUUUGGUUGGUGGUAGCCGUCUUGGGGCUCGUGGCUUCGGCUUCUUCAACGUUCGCGUGGACCUGACCGAGGAAGGUGUCAAACACGUGGACGACAUCGUCACUUUAGUCUUUGAGUACAUAGCGAUGCUUCGUUCAGCUGGUCCGCAGCGCUGGAUCUGGGAGGAGCAGCGUGAACUGUUGGCGCUGGAUUUCCGUUUCCGGGACACUCUGGAGCCGCGGACAUUGGCACACGGAUAUGUACACCAGCUGCAGGAGUUCCCGAUGGAAGACGUGUUGAGCGCGUACUACCUGCUGUCGGAGUGGAGGCCAGACCUCGUCCAGGAGAUGUUGGACCUUCUUACACCAGAACGGGUCAGACUCGCCGUUAUAGCCAAAUGUUUCGGGGACAAGUGCAAAGAGACGGAACCGUGGUAUGGCACUAAGUUUAUGCAGGAAGACAUCUCCGAAGAACAGUUGAAGGUGUGGCGGUCGGUGAAGAGCAGUCCAGAACUACAUUUACCACCCUCCAACGAGUUCAUCCCCACCCGCCUCGACCUUGAAACGGAACCCGAUAGUACGACAGAUGCCAUCGCGCCGGUUAUAAUUAAGGAUACACCACUUAUGCGUAUAUGGUUUAAGCGGGAUAACGAGUUCCAACUGCCAAAGGCGUUCGUGACGUUGGAUUUUGUAAGCCCGCUCGCGUACAGCUCGCCGCUUAACUGCAAUCUGACGUCACUGUGGGUCGUGCUGCUAAGGGACUCGCUGCAGCAGUUCGCGUAUGCAGCAGAAUUGGCUUCGCUGCGAUGGAAUAUCGGAAACGCUAAACACGCUAUCAAUGUGUCGAUCGACGGCUACGAUGACAAGCAGGGGGUCCUGCUGGACAAAAUAGUCGAGUCUGUGAUGCAGUUCCGGACGGAUCCAGCCCGGUUCGAGAUCAUGAAGGAGAACCAUAUACGUGCGCUGAAGAACUUCGAAGCGGAACAACCCUACCAGCACGCCGUCUACCAACAAGCACUGUGUCUGUCCACAGAAGUGUGGACUCGUUGCGAACUGCUGGAAGCUGCUAAAAAUGUUACUCCCGAGAUGCUGGAUGACUUUGUUACACGCGUGUGUCGGUCUAUGCACGUGGAAGGUCUCGUUUUCGGGAACAUGAGACGCGAAAGAGCUCUGAAGCUCGCGGAUUCUGUUGAGAGCAAAAUACCGAAGGACGCUGUGCCCUUGCUUGCUCAGCAGUUGGCGUUAAAUAGAGAAGUGGAACUUGAUAAAGGCUCCUGGUACCUUCGUGAAUGCGAGAACAAAGUGCACAAGUCGUCGUGCGCUUCCGUCUACUACGCGUGUGGCCUUCGCGAGACGCGCGCAAACGUCGUCCUAGAGUUGCUUGCGCAUACGCUGACAGAACCGUGCUUCCACGUAUUAAGGACGCAGGAACAGCUUGGAUACAUCGUUUUCAGUGGACUAAGACGAGCUGGUGGAACUCAAGGGUUCCGUGUGUUGGUGCAGAGUGACAGGCAUCCGGCGUACCUGGACACCCGCAUACAUUCCUUCCUUGACUCCGCUCAGGAGUACCUGGACAAAAUGACAGACGAGGAGUUCAUGAAGCACCGGUCCUCGCUUGCUGCAGAGAUGUUGGAGCGGCCGAAGCGUAUGACGGGCAAGGCGAGCCGGGUGUGGGGGGAAAUUACGUCACAGAUGUACAACUUCGAUCGGGCGCGCGUCGAGGUUGAAGAACUCAACACUGUCACUAAGCAAGAAUUGAUAGAAUUCUAUAAGAAACAUAUAAACUCAUCGUCGAAAGUGCUUCGUAAGUUGUCUGUACACGUUGUGUCUGUCGCCGAGGGCGGUGCGGGCAAACAGGCAGAAGAAUCUACAGACACGCCGGAGGAACCAAAUGAACAGACAAAGGGCCCGGAAGCAAAACCGGUUCAAAUAACAGAUCUUGUCGAGUUCAAAUGCCGGCGAAGACUCUAUCCACACCCUCAACCGGCUCUUAACAUUCCUAGGAAAGGAACGCAUUGUAAGCUUUAA
Molecule: messenger RNA, 3027 nt
Organism: Leptosia nina
Lineage: Eukaryota; Metazoa; Arthropoda; Insecta; Lepidoptera; Pieridae
Source: the annotation of a GenBank genome assembly